GAGGGUUACACUUUAGGUUUUUGGGGUAGCCGUGAACGCGCUUCCAUCUUCCCCUUGUGAGAAUCGUUGGAAGAGGAGGGAGCGCGCCUCAGAGUUCAACAGCUGCAGACAGUGAGGAGCAGGACUCGAACAAAUAUGAUUCACAUUCAAACAAUUCAAUAGGUGAGCUGCUCUUCCCCACAAACAAAGAAAGGCGUUUUAUAUGUGAAAUGAAGAAGCAAGAAGUCACACACUUCGCUAUGAACUCCUGAAUUGAGUGUGCUCGUAGUAUCAGUGUCAUUAUUAAUCCGGAAAUUCUCACUUGGUUCCUAAUAACCCUGACAGUGUGUACAGCGUCGCCCCUUCAGAGGAAAAUGCCGACUCACUCUCUGUCACCGUUUGUGGAGAGCCCCGAUGGACUUGCUCAAUAUAUUCUUCUUGGUAAUGCAAGCACCCCAGGGCCUGGCUCCAGCAUGACACCACACACCACAUACUCCGAGAAGGCGGUUUUGCAAUCAGGAGGAAGUGUGCCACUAUCUUGUAUGUUCUGCGAUCAGACGUUCACCCACCAGGACGAGCUGGGACCCCACGUGCUGACACAGCACCCCAGCACCUUCUCUGAGCCGGCGGUGCUCAGAGUCGAGGCAGAGUUCAGGAUGCCAGGAGAGAGACCCCGGUCCAAACACAGCAGCAUCCCCGCCGAGGAAGAGGAGGUCCACAGCUGCAUAGUGUGCGGACAGGUGUCGCAGGAUGCCAACGAGCUCGAGGCCCACAUGAGGAAGCACAAGGACUACUUUACUUACUGCUGCAGCUUCUGUGGACGGCGGUUUAGAGAGCCGUGGUUCCUGAAGAACCACAUGAAGAUGCACGUGAAGCCAGGAGCAAAAAGCAAGGCCCAGCAAGAUCUGGAGACCCCCGCCACUGUCAAUGGUAUCGUCCAAGGCCCUCCUCCAGAACCUGUGAGCACUGUUUACAAAAUGUGCAUGGUUUGCGGCUUUUUCUUCCCCGACCACGACAGUUUGGCUGAACACAGCAAGGUACACAAUCGAGAGGUGGAGCCGGGCAAGGAUAAAGACGAAGAGAACAUGGAAGACGCUUCUGCCGAGCAGGAGACAUUUCUUCGCGGUCUGGACCUCGUGCCUCGCUCUUUAGGAAAUACAGAGAGAUCAUCGAAGUGGAUUCCCCAGCUGGAUCCAUUCAACACGUAUCAGGCCUGGCAGCUCGCAACAAAGGGCAAGAUAGCCGCUGGCCCCAAUAAUAUUAAAGAUAUGGGCCAGGAAGCCAGCACAGACAAUGAGGAAUGCGGCUCUGAUAAGGAGGAGUUGAAUAAUAUUUGGUCUGAGGGACAAGGAGACAAAGCCACCAAAGAAGGCCUUGGGAAGGAGCUCCCGUCUCAGUCUGUAGCGGAGAACCCAGCGCCGAAGCGGAGGUCUCUGAUGCAAAAAGACAAACACAAAGAAAGGCCAACCACCUGUGAGGAAUGUCAGAGGACUUUCAGGACCUACCACCAGUUGGUUCUCCACUCCCGGGUCCACAAGCGAGAGCGAGGGGGCGGGGAGAGUCCCACUUCCUCUCUGGAAGGGAAGCUGUCGAGAGGAGGUUCAUUCGAUCACGCAGAGGAAGGCUGCGAGGAGGGAUUUGAUGAAGCAGUGUUGGGUCCAGGUGAGGAUGGUUUUGAGCGAUCAAAAGUCAGAUCAAAAGCGUGCAGUUAUUGUGGCAAAUCUUUCCGAUCGAGCUACUACCUCACAGUUCAUCUCAGGACUCACACAGGUGAAAAGCCAUUCAAGUGUGCGUACUGCGACUACGCUGCGGCCCAGAAGACUUCACUGAAGUAUCACCUGGAUCGCCGCCACAAGGACAAACCCUUAGUGGACAUCCCCAGCAGACCCGCGCCCUCUCCUAACGGUAAAAAACAUGGAAAUGAGGAAAGUCCCGCUCCCAAUAGCUCCAAACUCUGGGUUCCCGGAACCAGAUCGUGCACCAACGAAAUGCCAGAGGACAGAUUUGAAAGCAUAAGCAGCAAGCUCGGCAAACCCCUCACCCAGAUUAAUGCUGAGUACGAGAAAAUUACCGCCAAGUCUGCGUACUCCCCGACUGGCGAUGUGGUCGUAAAGUGUCCCGUACCGGUGAGCCUGAAGAAGGAAAGGGAGGAGAUAAAAGAAGAACACUGCGAGGCGCCGUUAAAUCUGUCCUUAAAGGUGUCUCUCUCCGUCCCCGCCGGCGCAGCAUCCCAAAAUGCACCCAUUACCAUUUCCUGCUCGCUGUGUGCGUAUAAGACCAUGUACCCCGAGGUUCUGAUCAUGCACAAGAAGAUCACGCACAAAGACAAGACAGACGCCGUGAGAAGGAACGGUUGUUGGAAAGCAAAACGCUUCACAGGCUGCCCCCCUGCGCUCGAAGGGAAAGAUGUCAUUCCUCUUGCGAUGAUCAACCGGCGCCACCCUCGUCGAACCCAAUCCCCUCCCCCCCAACCUAAGAAACCACAAGAGAAGACGCCCGAACCUCCGAAGCACUCGCCUAUCCGUGCACCCGUAAAGGAUGCUGUCCAGGAAACCCAGCGCAGCAUCGACACACAUCAGGAACCUCCCAGGUACAAAGAGGUCAUGAUGAAACCAAACGCGGGCAGCAAGUUCACGAUGGAGCGUCCAGGCCCCCCGGAGAGGGUGGGCAUCGGGGAGAGGAGUUACCCGGCGAGGAGCGGCGUCAUCUGGCACUCAGAUGCUGCCCGGCUCUGCCUCUCCAGCCGGUUCGGAAGCCUCCCUCAAAUGGAUUUUGGUGAACCUUCGAGCAAGAGAUUAAAAUUCCGGGGGCUCCCGGCCAGCAGUGAGACGGACCCCGGGGACAUGCGGGGCUUCAGAGGAGCAACCGGGAACAGGAUGCUCAUCCCCGGGAGGAAAAGCAUGCCGCAAAUGCCCGGUCCGUCCACAGUCUCCGAGACGGCUCUGAAGACGUCUGCAGCUUUAGGAGGUAGCUUGGACGCCGAGUGGGGCAUGAUGAACCUCCUGCGCUCCUACUCCCCCAACGAGCUGGCCUCCCUCUACCACAGCACAGCGGGAAACCCCGGUCAGCUGGCCAACCCCAGAGCAGGCGGCAGAACUCUACUGUACCAACACUUACCAACAAUGCCCAGCCUCCAGAGGAGAGAGCCCUCAGGCCCUUUCCCUCACCAGCGCUACGGGACCACUGACAAAAGCACCUAAAGUGGCUCCGAGGUGGAAGGUGGAAAACUGUUUUUGAAGCAUAUACAACUAGAGCUUUCUUUUUGUUCUGAUUUGCGAACCCUGACCAGAGUAGUUUUCCUGGCGCUGGUAUAAAAGUCGUAAUUGAAAAUAUUUAAAAAUAAUUAGAUUUGAGCCAUCAUUUUUUGGAGAAUUUGUUCAAAUGAGGAUGAAAUAGAUAUGAUUUAUGCUCUCCAAACAUAAUAUUAUUUUCAGUAGAGGGACGUCGUGGUGCAUUGACAUUUCAUGGCUGAGGCCUUUAGUGUAUAUUUUCUUUUUUUGAAUGAAAAAAGGGCCAGUCAUCUCCUUUGGAAGACCCACAGGUGUGCACGGUGAUAUUUGUUUCUAUUCAAAGCUGUUGCUUAAUCCAAAUUGGACCCACACUAAUGUUCAGAUACCUGUACGUGUCUAUGACAUAACAGUACACUUUGUGGGAUGACAUAAAUAUAUCUGUAAGCUUUCAGUGGAUAGGAAUUAUACAAAGUAAGUAAUGUACAUUGUGUGUAAAAUUGCUGCUCUGUUCACUUACUGUUACGUCCGGGCGGUAAUUAAGCACUAUCAUAUUGUUUUUCCUUUUUCUACGGCACUGAAGGGUGGGGAUGUUCUGUUCAGUGGCUUGAUGGCUCACACACAGGCCACAGUACCAGGCCCUGUGUGUGUGUGUGUGUGUGUGUGUGUGUGUGUGUGUGUGUGUGUGUGUGUGUGUGUGGUCUACCUCAUGUUGUCACACUGUUAUUUUUGUAAAGCUGCUGUAGCCAUCAUGUCAGCUGAGCCUCUGCCCCUAGUUACCAACUAGAGAUGGAUGUUUUGACUUGUAGUAUAACUAGACGGACUUGUAUAACUACAUGUGUUUGUCAGGCGUCACUGUGUUUGUCAGGCACCACAGAAAAAGAACCAAAUACAGAACCACUGCUGGUGGGGCCUCCUCAGGCGAACCAUUAACUGUAACACAGAACAGAUGGUGUGGUUAUUCUUUGUCCUUUUGAACCGGUUUUCAUCUGCUUUAGUGGUGCCGCAGAUCCAUACGCUGUAAAAUGUACCAAAUUUCCGGAUUUCUGUUAUCAAAUGGCGAUGCUGUAUUAUUUUGGACUUGUCACUAUUCAGGCAAUGAAGUGUUAAUUAGUUUCAAGUUGCAGGCAGCGGUUGUUCCUGGAUAGUCAUCAGGUGGCAGAUGUAUCUCUUUCGUUUGGAGGAGAUAUAGAUGGUUGAGAAAUGGAUGAAUAUACACUGUGAACAUAAAGUCUCAGGUUAAAUCAUAUACAAGCUGUUUAGUCUUGUGUAAUUUAGUAUUUUUGCCACUUUGAAAGGCUUGGGUUAAGUUAUUCCUUUUUGUUUUGUUUGGAAUUCACAUUACAUGUGUACUUAUGUAAAAAUGAAAAUAUUGUUUGAGAUUUGUAUGAGACAUUUCAAUAAUAAAGUGAGGCGAAAAGC
Molecule: messenger RNA, 4628 nt
Organism: Eleginops maclovinus (Patagonian blennie)
Lineage: Eukaryota; Metazoa; Chordata; Actinopteri; Perciformes; Eleginopidae
Gene: znf217
Product: zinc finger protein 217
Exons: 6
Coding region: 354-3179 (941 amino acids)
Biological process (GO): regulation of DNA-templated transcription
Cellular component (GO): nucleus
Molecular function (GO): RNA polymerase II cis-regulatory region sequence-specific DNA binding; DNA-binding transcription factor activity, RNA polymerase II-specific
Source: RefSeq, a predicted model, not a curated record